CGUCGGCUGCUGCUCCCGCCGCCGCCGCCACCGCGGCGCUCCGGGAGGAGACGCAGCCGAGGAGGGCGGAGGAGAAGGAGGCGGCGGCGGCGGAGGAGGAGUGGAGAGGAGGAGCAGGGGGUGGAGGAUGGAGCCCCGGGCUGCCGCGGCGGGCUCGCCCGAGCCUGCAGCGGCAGCCUCCUCCUUCCAGGCCCGGCUCUGGAGGAACCUGCAGCUGGGGGUGGGCAAGAGCAAGGGCGGCGGGGGCGGGCGCGCGGGGGGCCCCGAGCGCCGCACUGCGGACACCCCGUCGCCCUCCCCGCCGCGCCCCCGGGGCAGGCGGGACGCCCUGGCCGGCGUGGGUGGCGCGGGCAGCAGGUGGAGCGGCUUCAUGAAAAAGAAGCAAGUACUGGACCGCGUCUUCUCCUCUUCCCAGCCCAACCUGUGCUGCUCCUCGCCGGAGCCUCUCGAGCCGGGUGGCGCGGGCAGAGCCGAGCAGGGGUCCGGGCUGCGCCGCCGGAUUCGCGAGCAUUUGCUUCCCGCGGGAAAGGGGGCGGCGGCGGCCGCCGGAGCAGCCGGAGGGACGCCUCCUGGCGGACGCUCCCCGGACUCGGCUCCCUCGUCGUCUUCCGCCUCAUCCUCCCUAUCCUCCUCGCCCCAACCGCCCCCGAGGGGGGACCGCGCCCGAGAUGAGGGUGCACAGCGUCGGAGCCCCGCGGCGCACCUGUGCCAUCAGAAGAGCUCCUCCCUGCCGGGCACCGCCCGCCUGGAGCAGCUGCUGGAGCCGCCGCCGCCUCCCGCGGAGCCCGCGCCGAGCCCAGCCGAGCCGCGGACCCCGGAGGAGGGCGAGGAGUGUGGCAGCAGCCGGAAAAUAAAUACCACUGGAACCAGUAAUGCAGAUGUCUCUUUGGCUGAUCCCGGAAUGUACCAACUGGACAUUACAUUAAGAAGGGGUCAAAGUUUAGCCGCCCGAGAUCGAGGAGGGACAAGUGAUCCAUAUGUAAAGUUUAAAAUUGGAGGAAAAGAAGUUUUUAGGAGUAAAACAAUACACAAGAACCUCAAUCCUGUGUGGGAGGAGAGAGCUUGCAUUCUUGUUGACCACCUCAGGGAGCCAUUGUAUAUAAAGGUAUUUGACUAUGAUUUUGGACUACAGGAUGACUUUAUGGGCUCAGCCUUUCUAGAUCUCACACAAUUGGAGUUAAACAGGCCCACAGAUGUGACCCUUACACUGAAAGAUCCCCAUUAUCCUGACCAUUAUCUUGGGAUCAUUUUGCUCUCAGUCAUCCUUACCCCUAAAGAAGGAGAACACAGGGAUGUGCAGAGUUCAAUCCACAGCUUUCUUCAUUGGAGAAUUUGUGAAAUAAAAACAAUGCUAAUGAGGAAGAAUUGGAAAAGAUCAAGUAAGGAGCUCUCAGAAAAUGAAGCAGUCGGAUCUUAUUUUUCUGUGAAGUCUUUCUGUUGGAGGACAUGCGGCAGGCCUGCUUUCCCCGUCCGGGGUGUCUGCAGAGCAGAUCUUCAGACUGCUCAUUACCAAAAUGCACAAUUUCAGACCCAAAGUUUACGCCUAUCAGAUGUACACAGAAAAUCACAUCUUUGGAGAGGAAUAGUCAGCAUCACGCUGAUUGAGGGGCGAGAUCUCAAGGCGAUGGAUUCAAACGGGUUGAGUGACCCCUAUGUGAAGUUUCGGCUCGGGCACCAGAAAUAUAAGAGCAAGAUUAUGCCAAAAACGUUGAAUCCUCAGUGGAGGGAACAGUUUGAUUUUCAUCUCUAUGAAGAGAGAGGCGGCAUCAUUGACAUCACUACCUGGGACAAAGAUGCUGGGAAAAGGGAUGAUUUCAUUGGCAGGUGCCAGGUCGACCUGUCAGCCCUCAGUAGGGAACAGACGCACAAGUUGGAGUUACAGCUGGAAGAGGGUGAGGGACACCUGGUACUGCUGGUCACCCUGACAGCAUCAGCCACAGUCAGUAUUUCUGACUUCUCUGUCAACUCCCUGGAGGACCAGAAAGAACGGGAGAAAAUAUUGAGGAGAUAUAGUCCACUGCGGAUAUUUCACAACCUGAAAGAUGUGGGAUUUCUCCAGGUGAAAGUAAUCAGAGCAGAAGGAUUAAUGGCUGCUGAUGUCACAGGUAAAAGUGACCCAUUUUGUGUAGUUGAACUGAACAAUGAUAGGCUGCUAACACAUACCGUCUACAAAAAUCUGAAUCCUGAAUGGAACAAAGUCUUCACAUUCAACAUUAAAGAUAUCCAUUCAGUUCUUGAAGUGACAGUUUAUGAUGAAGAUCGGGAUCGAAGUGCUGACUUUCUGGGCAAAGUUGCUAUACCACUGCUGUCUAUUCAAAAUGGUGAACAGAAAGCCUACGUCUUGAAAAACAAGCAGCUGACAGGGCCAACAAAGGGGGUCAUCUAUCUUGAAAUAGAUGUGAUUUUUAAUGCUGUGAAAGCCAGCUUACGAACAUUAAUACCCAAAGAACAGAAGUACAUUGAAGAGGAAAACAGACUCUCUAAACAGCUGCUCCUAAGAAACUUUGUCAGAAUGAAGCGCUGUGUCAUGGUGCUCGUAAACGCUGCGUACUACGUUAAUAGUUGCUUUGAUUGGGACUCACCCCCAAGGAGCCUCGCUGCUUUUGUGCUCUUUCUCUUUGUUGUCUGGAACUUUGAACUCUACAUGAUCCCCCUGGUUUUGUUGUUACUAUUGACAUGGAAUUACUUCUUGAUAAUAUCAGGGAAAGAUAACAGGCAACGUGAUACGGUAGUGGAGGACAUGCUGGAGGACGAGGAAGAAGAAGAUGACAGAGAUGACAAGGACAGUGAAAAAAAGGGAUUUAUAAAUAAAAUCUAUGCCAUCCAAGAGGUAUGUAUCAGUGUCCAGAACAUCCUAGAUGAAGUGGCUUCCUUUGGCGAAAGGAUAAAGAAUACGUUCAACUGGACCGUCCCAUUCUUAAGCUGGCUGGCCAUUGUAGCCCUCUGUGUGUUCACAGUCAUCCUGUACUUCAUUCCACUGAGAUACAUUGUCCUUGUCUGGGGCAUCAAUAAAUUUACAAAAAAGCUUCGGAGUCCAUAUGCAAUCGAUAACAACGAACUACUUGACUUCCUUUCCAGAGUCCAUUCAGAUGUACAAGUGGUGCAAUACCAAGAACUGAAACCAGAUCCUUCUCACAGCCCAUGUAAAAGGAAGAAAAACAAUCUUGGCUAGCUAGCUCCCAGCACUGAGGAGACCAGCAUCUGUUUGCGAAGAUAAAAGAAAAAGCCUUCAGCCUCAGCAGCAUUUCCUUUCUUCCUGCUUUUUAUUUAUUUUGCCUUUUUAUCAUGAAUGAGAGAAUUUGUAAAUAGUGUACAAAGGCAUAUGUCUUUGAAAACAUACUUCCAUUGUACAGAAUCGAUUUGAUAAAGGUUUUGCUACUGCUGCGUGAAAGCCUGGUUAGCAGUGGUAAUAAUAAAACACAUUGGAACAAAUGUUAAGAAUGGGAACAUUGGGAGACACACAGGUCUUUAGUUGUAAGUGGAGAAACCAGAAUAUUAGAUUAAAUGUUUAGCUAUGCUCUGAUGAAAUCUACAUAAAGUAUAAAUGUCAAUUUGAUUUUAAGGUUUUUUUUUAAUGUGACUAUUUUUUAUCUGAAAAGUAAUCCAUUACAUUUUUCUAUGUUUUGUACAUUUCAAAAGGGGGGGGGACUGCAAAAUCUAAGAGAACAGAUGCAUUUCAAUUUAACAUGAAUUUUGACUGCAGAUCCUGACCUUCAUUCCUGUGCAAAUUAUUUAGAUAUGCUAGGCUGACUUUAAUUUAACCAGUAAAGGUAUAUUUACCCCUUGAAGAGAAACUUCCACUCUUGAAAUCCUACAAAGAGAACUUCCAAACCUUCUAUCAUUCCAUCUAAACCUUAAAAUCUCUACAGGACUGCACACAAAUACUGCCAGGUUUAUAAAUGAUUGCUUAUCUGAAUUUUUAUACUUACCACUACUUUAAUCUGUACCAAGUCUGCAAAUCAGCAACCCAGUUCAAUUUCAAAAAAACAAAACCAAAAACUAGCAAACUAAAUCCAUAUUGCUUUUUGUGUCAGAUCAUACUUAUGUGCAUCUAAAAAUAUUUAAUACUGAAGUGUUCUCACACAAAGUAUCUGUUUUCUCACUAGAUUACUGAAAUGCUUUAGUGCAUACUAUGAUUUUUGCUCUCAGUGUGAAUUUUAAUGUAGACUAUGAUAUGCCAGCGUUUCAUUACAUUCAUGUAUAGAAAAUAAUUAUUCUUGAUGAUAUGAAUGCAUGAAAACCUAUUUUGUAAAAUACACUGCUUAUGGGGCGAGGAGUUUGCCUUUAAAAGAAUGUUCUGCUACUUACCAUAGAAUCUAUACUCAAAAAUUGCAUUCCCAAGACUCCUACAGUAGUUUUUGUACUUAACUCUCUGGUACAUCAAGGGAGUAUACCUCUGGAGACAGAAAUAAUUUGGUGACAAUGUCUUACUUCCCUGACAUGGUAGGGGAUUAUGCUUGGUUUGAAACUGCUGCAAUGCUGUGCACUAUUUUAUUAAUAAUAGCCUGGAACAGGUGAAGGUGGGUGUUAUACUGGAAAAAUGUAGAAAAGCCAGAAGCAAGAAGUAUAUAUUUCACUCUAAAGGAAGAGACUUUAAAAAUAAAUUUACUCUCAUCAAAGCUGAUUUUUUAAAGUAUUUUUAUUUUAAAGCUAUGUUGUUAAAUACUAUUUCUUAUGAUAGAACUAUUUUGACCUGUUUAUACACUAUGCUUGAAAGAAUGUCAAUUAAAUUCCCUUUCUAGAGAAAGGCUUUAACCUCAAUAUGCUCUAUUCAGCUCUUAUUUAUAAUAACAUGCUUCUAUCUGCAUACCAUCAGUUUGUUGCUAAGACAUAAAACUCCAUGAAGUUGUUACUACAGAAAGUUUAUUGAUGGGAUAAUUUGUUUGAAAUAACUUUUGAUUAUAUCUUGUGUGAAAUUUAUGUUCUAUGCUGACAGUGUCUACAAGUCUGAUACUCUACAACUUCAGAUGCACCUAGUGGAUAGUAACAUAACCAUUAUUAACAGAUGACUAAUUUGUUUGUUUCAUUCUAGCAAAUUCCAGAUGUUUAGUUCAAUGAUAAUGUUGACUAUACAUUCACUGCAUUAAAUAAAAAAAAUAAUCUUUUCUAAGUAUAA
Messenger RNA from Manis pentadactyla (Chinese pangolin), 5116 nucleotides. It is a transcript of the gene MCTP1, whose product is annotated as multiple C2 and transmembrane domain containing 1. NCBI's taxonomy places the organism in Eukaryota, Metazoa, Chordata, Mammalia, Pholidota, Manidae. Bases 128 to 3172 code for a protein of 1014 amino acids. Gene Ontology annotation, biological process: regulation of neurotransmitter secretion. The record is from RefSeq and is a predicted model, not a curated record. Gene Ontology annotation, molecular function: calcium ion binding. Gene Ontology annotation, cellular component: synaptic vesicle membrane. The transcript has 24 exons.